Messenger RNA from Camellia sinensis, 1059 nucleotides. The record is from RefSeq and is a predicted model, not a curated record. NCBI's taxonomy places the organism in Eukaryota, Viridiplantae, Streptophyta, Magnoliopsida, Ericales, Theaceae.
UCUCACUCACUCACUCUCUGGUGUCGAUCUCUCUCUCUCUCUCAACCCUCUCUAAACCCUAAUCUCUCUGAACCGAUCGAAUCAGCCUUCUUCAGCCCCGUUUGAUCUAAUCUCAGAGCGAUUAGUGAUUCAUCUCAGAUCCAAUCUCAGAGCGAUUGGUUAUUCAUCUCAGAUUCAAUCUCAGAGCGAUUGGCAAUUUCGAAGCUCCACCGCCUCCACAUCUGCACCGGCGAGGGAAUCGAGGACCAUCGUCUACUAAGAUGAGCACCACCCUUCCCCUUUCCUCAAUGUCGUUGCUCUCGGCAAUACUAUAUUUAAAUUCAUUGAUCCUCUUGUGUAAAUUGAUGACAAAAGUUGAUCUCUUACCUCCAAGUGUCAAAGAUUUGCAGUUCAAUCGGUUUUUUAAAAACGGUUUUCUAUUAUUGGCAAGGGUAAUAGCUGUGACAUUCUGUGUAACCUUAGCAACAUCAUUGGCUGCAAGACUCGGUGCAACACCUAUGGCUGCAUUUCAGAUUUGCUUACAGGUCUGGAUAACCUCGUCGCUUCUUUUUGAUGGUUUGGCUAUUGCUGGACAGGUUAUCAUUGCUUGUGCGUUUGCUGAGAAGGAUUAUGAGAAAGCAAAAGUUGUUGCAACCCGAGUGUUGCAGGUUUUAUUUUGCAGAUGGGAUUUGGGUCUGAGGCUCGCUGUAGUUGUUGGACUCCGUUUGCAAUUUGGAUCUGGAAUAUUUACAAAGGACAAAAAUGUUGUUCACCUCAUUAGUAUAGGCAUUCCGUUUGUAGCAGCUACACAACCAAUCAAUUCAUUGGCCUUUGUUUUUGAUGGUGUAAACUUUGGAGCAUCAGAUUUUAUUUAUUUUGCAUACUCCAUGGGUCUGGUAUCUGUAGUGAGCAUUACGUCUUUAUUCCUUCUCUGGAAAAGCCAUGGUUUUGUUGGAAUAUGGUUUGGUUUAACCAUUUUUAUGGGUCUACGUGCAUUUUCUGGGAUUUUGAGGUAAUUUCCUUUGUUAAUUCUGUGAAUAAAUAGUCCUUUUCAAGCAAUUUCCCAGUUCAAAGCUGAUC